This is a messenger RNA of Liolophura sinensis, 1190 nucleotides long. Its product is annotated as glutathione S-transferase P 1-like. Lineage: Eukaryota; Metazoa; Mollusca; Polyplacophora; Chitonida; Chitonidae. The record is from RefSeq and is a predicted model, not a curated record. The transcript has 5 exons. Gene Ontology annotation, molecular function: glutathione transferase activity. Gene Ontology annotation, biological process: glutathione metabolic process. Bases 295 to 981 code for a protein of 228 amino acids.
UGGAAUUCAGUUCUAUGUGUGGGAGAAACAGGAGUAAACCACCGACCUUUGAUAUAGCAUUGAUAAACUUGAAGUUGUGACGCAUAUAUACACAGUGUUGGAGGAAACAAGUUGUUUUCAACGAACAUAGCAACUCCAGGGUCAUCGAUGCCUUAUUGUCACCAAGGCCCCACAAGCCCUGAGAGAGGAGGCACUGCGCGUGACGUGAGGCGUGGCGCGUGAAAAAAAAAGUUACUUCCCAAAGGCCAGUGGUUUAUUCUAGGUUUUUAUGCCAAUAGAAUCUGACCAAUCAGAAUGUCGGACGUAUGGGAGCUAUACUACCACGGGCCAAAGUUAGUUGGUCCAGGGAGGGGAGAGUUCGUGAGGCUGAUGUUUGAAGAGCUCGGGAUGAAGUACAAGGAAGUCAAUGAUAAUGUAUACGAAUUGUUCCGCGAUAAACUUCAGGGUUUCCCGUCACUGGCUCCCCCUAUGAUUAAAAAAGGAGACUUUCAACUGUCGCAGACAGGGGUCAUCUGUAAAUAUCUGGGUAAGAAAUACGGUCUGUAUCCAGACACGGAAGAGGACGAAUGGCACGCUGAGCAGGUGUUGUCCACAAUAAUGGAUUACAUCUCUGAAGGUAGACUUGCCUUUCACGGGAAAAACUUCUACGAGUCUUAUUACACCCAGCAGGAGGAAACUAAGCCUUACAUAAAGGUGUUUAUUGAAAAGAGAAUGCCCAAAUUUCUCGACCAUUUCGAGAAAGUCCUUAAAGCAAACGACAGAGGAAAUGGGUUUGUGAUAGGGAAGAAGCUGACAUACGUCGACAUUGCCUUACUCCACGUUCUUCGAGCCACAGAGGCUCAGUUCCCCGAUGUCUGGCCAGCCGUUGAGAACAUCCCUUUGCUCCGAGCUUUCAAGGAGCGCAUCUCUGCUCGGCCAAACCUGGCCGCGUAUUUCAAAUCCGGUCGUCCAAGACCGUUCGAAGGCAACAGUAUGAUGUAGAUUGAACCAUAGGGAAGGAUUCAUGAUUCAAAGACUUAAUUCAAGCCUAAUUGUCGUAUGCAUGUUGAAGGCAGCAACGUGGUUUUAUUACAUACAGAGCUUUAUUAAAUUUUGUUUAGUGCACUUGAAUUUAAAGUCAAUAACUUUACAUUAUUGGUGAACACCUGGGCUGUUCACAAUCUAUAGCCGCGGUUACGCAGCAGAGAUUU